Leptosia nina is the source of this 1362-nucleotide messenger RNA. Lineage: Eukaryota; Metazoa; Arthropoda; Insecta; Lepidoptera; Pieridae. The record is from the annotation of a GenBank genome assembly.
AUGCUAUCAAUGGAGUCAUUGUGGUGUAGUUCUGAGACGGAAUUGUCCGCUUUGAGGCUUUGUAAGAGUGCGGAGAGGGCGGAGUAUAGGUUCAAGAGGAAACCGUCGAAGAGUCUCAUCCCUCAAGCGCUCUUGCACGCUCAGCCGGAGCCCCAACUUCGUCAUCAUAGACAGCGUCGUUCGGGCACCUGGCCACGGACGAGGUCCCUGAACGCACCAUCCCCCAUACAGCAGUUUGGACCAUGUGGCAGAAUUAUGAAAAACUCUGCAAUGGUUAUGCAGAUUCAGGACCCAGCGUCCCAGCGGCUGACAUGGUACAAGCCUCCACUCACAGUGCUGGUCAUCAAGAAAAUCCACGACGCCACAAUCAUUACGCCCUUCGUACAGUUGGUACAUUGGCUCGUUCAUGACAAAAGCAUGGUGGUGUUCGUGGAAGCGUCGGUGCUAGAAGACAGAUUGCUGUCGGAGUACGGUAACUUCAACUUGGUGAAGGAGCGCCUGAUGACAUUCCGAGCGGGGACCGACGACCUCACCGACAAAAUAGACUUCAUCAUUUGCUUGGGGGGCGAUGGGACGUUGUUGCAUGCCAGCUCACUGUUUCAGCAAUCAGUACCGCCCGUGAUGGCGUUCCACUUGGGUUCGCUGGGAUUCCUUACUCCGUUCGAGUUCAAUAACUUUCAGGAGCAAGUCAUGAAUGUUUUAGAAGGUCACGCUGCUUUAACUUUACGGUCUCGUCUCCAAUGCGUGGUGCUCCGGAAACGAAAAGAUGACGAUAAGGACAAGAAGAAGCCAACGACGAUACUGGUGCUCAAUGAAGUGGUGGUCGAUCGGGGGCCUUCGCCCUAUCUCUCGAAUAUUGACUUGUUCCUUGAUGGAAAGCACAUCACCUCGGUGCAAGGAGACGGUCUUAUCGUUUCAACUCCGACGGGCAGCACUGCGUAUGCCGUAGCCGCUGGCGCGAGUAUGAUCCAUCCGGCAGUGCCAGCUAUCAUGGUGACGCCGAUCUGCCCCCACUCUCUCUCCUUUAGGCCUAUCGUCGUACCUGCUGGUGUUGAGCUAAAAAUUGCACUCUCACCCGACGCACGCAACGCCAUGUGGGUAUCAUUUGAUGGGAGAAAUAGACAAGCUCUGCAACACGGCGAUAGCUUAUACGUCACAACCUCAGUGUAUCCCGUCCCCUCCAUAUGCGCCUUCGAUCAGAUUUCCGAUUGGUUCGACUCACUGGCUGAGUGCCUACAUUGGAAUGUGCGCAAGAAGCAGCAGCAGAAACAGAUGGACGAAUUAAGUGACGCCACACAAUCCUCUAGCGACACUCUCGAUGACAUAGAGAACAACCAUGACGAGCGACCGACAGACACGUGA